AUGACUUCUGGUUCGGUUAUGACAGAUAUCUCUGGUUCUAUUGGGAUCGAAGAGGAGCAAAAGGAGAAUGAGAAGGUUAAUAAUGUUGAAUUGGAGCAAGACAAUGUUGAAUUGGAGCAAGACAAUGUUGAAUUGGAGCAAGACAAUGUUGAAUUGGAGCAGAAGAAGAUUGAGAAUGAGAUUGUUGAGGAUCCGCCGAUAGAGAAUGCCAUUGUCGAGAAAGAGGCCAAAAAGGUGGGGAAGAAGGUUGGGAAGAAGAAAGACGAAAAUGACGAAGAUGAACUGGAAAUAGUGAAUACUCCUCCUCCUCUUCCUAAGAAAGUCAUAUUGGUCACGAGAAGGAAUAGGAGGCCGAAGAAUGAUCCAGAUUUCACCGACCCCAAUCUAAAACAGCCCAAGUUAAAAGAUCCUAUCACCGUCAAUCCACUUCUAAAAUAUGACGAUCAACUUCUUCAUCAAUUGCAAACAUGGCUUAAAGAUCCAAACACUGACAACAACAAAAUUGAGCUCCAUACUAUAUUAGGUGAUAAGGCAUUAUUUCGCCGAAUGCUAAAAAGGUUCACCUGGCUGACUGAUGAUGAAAUCGAUGCAGGUUGCUUCAUUCUGAGAAGAAGAGCUUGGGUAUAUCCAAAGACAUAUAAGAAGAACUUCUUUAUUGGAGAUUGUUGGCUCCACACCAGGUUCACUGCUGAGUACGCUGCGUUUAACAAAAGUCGUAUUGAGUUUGACAUUGAAAACUUUUUCGAAUACUUCUUGGGCGAUGAAAGCAACUAUAGGAAUAGUUGGAAAGUAUGCGAUGAUAUAUAUAUUCCUUUGAACAUCAAAGACGUCCACUGGAUACUUUGUGUUGUCCGUCUACAGCAAUGGCGCGUAGACGUAUAUGACUGCGAUCCUGGAUGUUAUGCUAAUCUUGAUGAGUUUGUGCUACCGAUGUGCCAAAUGAUUCCGGUUAUAUUUGAUAAGGAAUUGCCUCUUGAAGAUAAACAACGAUUUCCUAUGCUCAACCCUGAUUCCGUUUUGCCAUACACAAGACGUCCAGAGUCAGAAGUUCCCAAAGCAACUAAGAGUGGAGAUUGUGGUGUAUUUGUACUUAUGUAUAUUGAGUACUUGACUGCAGGUCUGAAUCUAUCAGAAGUGACCUCAAAUGAGAUGAAAGCUUGGAGAGAAAAGUGGGCAGUGAGGUUAUUUCAUGGAAUUGUAGAUCCAUAG
Impatiens glandulifera is the source of this 1209-nucleotide messenger RNA. RefSeq lists its product as uncharacterized. Lineage: Eukaryota; Viridiplantae; Streptophyta; Magnoliopsida; Ericales; Balsaminaceae. Gene Ontology annotation, molecular function: deSUMOylase activity. The record is from RefSeq and is a predicted model, not a curated record. Gene Ontology annotation, biological process: protein desumoylation. The transcript has 4 exons. Bases 1 to 1209 code for a protein of 402 amino acids. Gene Ontology annotation, cellular component: nucleus.